Messenger RNA from Stegostoma tigrinum, 670 nucleotides. It is a transcript of the gene ppdpfb, whose product is annotated as pancreatic progenitor cell differentiation and proliferation factor b. Gene Ontology annotation, biological process: cell differentiation; multicellular organism development. The record is from RefSeq and is a predicted model, not a curated record. Lineage: Eukaryota; Metazoa; Chordata; Chondrichthyes; Orectolobiformes; Stegostomatidae. The coding region runs from base 177 to 488 and encodes 103 amino acids. The transcript has 5 exons.
GCCCCCUUAGACCCGAAUACUGCUCUCGAUUGGAGUCCGUGUUGUAGUAGUGCUUUGUGCCAGGUUACUUUGUCAAAUGGGCCCUGUUGCCUAGCGUUUACUUUCUUCAGUCAUUACACUUGGAGUCCUGUUUGGUGUCGAAGGGUAACCACCAGAUACUAGCCUGAAAGAUUGCAAUGGCAUCCAUUCCGUCAACUGGCUCCCUUACAGCUACACAUGACUAUUACAGGAGGCGCCUUGGUUCUGCUUCCAGCAAUAGUUCCUGUGGUAGCUCGGAGCACGUGGGAGAAGUGAUUCCACACCAUCCAGGAUUACCAAAGUCUACAGCGGGCCAGUGGUGGAUCAGUUUUUUCUUUGGAAAGACUCAGAACCAUCCAGUAAUGACAACGCUGUCUGAAUCCUCUGAGAGUGGCAAGAUAAACUGUAUACUGCCUCAAGAAAUGGCAAGGAAACGACAUGCCAGUGAGCCCAGCAAACCUUCAUCUUAAUCUGAUUUCAACUUUUGAAGAAGACGCUAGGAAUUUCAGGCGUUCCAAAAUGUUACAUUUUUUAAAAUGAAGGCUGCUUUAUGUUUCUGACUAUAUUUUUAAUAAAUACCAGUCCUCAUCUUUCCAUAUCAGUGGGGAUUGUUGGCUUACUCGAACAUCUAAUAAAAAAAACUUUAGCAGCC